This is a messenger RNA of Coturnix japonica (Japanese quail), 6015 nucleotides long. It is a transcript of the gene TECPR2, whose product is annotated as tectonin beta-propeller repeat containing 2. Gene Ontology annotation, molecular function: protein binding. The record is from RefSeq and is a predicted model, not a curated record. NCBI's taxonomy places the organism in Eukaryota, Metazoa, Chordata, Aves, Galliformes, Phasianidae.
GAAAGCUUCUCCGCCUCCUGCUGCUGCUUGUGGGGAGGAACGCGGAGGAGCGCCGGAUGGAAGCUGGUUUCCAGGGGAGGAGGAUGCGGUGGGCGCUAUGCCGGGCUGAGGGAACUCGGGGCUCGGAGAUUUCCUCAUGCCAUGAAGUAGAUGUGUUUAUUUCAGCCUUAAAAUUAUUGAUGCCAGUGCUUGCUAUGGCAUCUGUGGCUUCACCGGUUCUAUUUAAGGAGUUUUGUCCCUUGUAUUAUCUACUCAAUGCCAUUCCAACAAAGAUCCAAAAAGGCUUUCGUUCCAUUGUGGUUUACCUCACAGCACUUGAUACCAAUGGCGACUACAUUGCGGUGGGAAGCAGCAUUGGAAUGCUUUAUCUCUACUGCAGACAUUUAAACCAGAUGAAAAAAUACAAUUUCGAGGGGAAGUGUGAAUCUAUAACUUCUGUGAAGCUGCUGAGCUGUUUUGAUGAUCUAGUUGCUGUUGGUACAGCCUCGGGUCGAGUUGCAGUCUUUCAGCUCGUGUCUUCAUUGCCUGGAAGAAACAAACAGCUUCGGCGAUUCGAUGUUGCUGGUAUCCACAAAAGCAGCAUUACAGCUUUAGCUUGGAGUCCCAAUGGGAUGAAAUUGUUUUCUGGAGAUGACAGAGGGAAGAUUGUCUACUCUGCCCUUGAUCUAGACCACGGUGUUUGCAACUCCAGCCUUGUGUUAGAAGAGCCAUCUUCGAUUGUCCAGUUGGAUUACAACCAGAAAGUGCUGCUUGUCUCUACUUUACAACGAACUAUCCUUUUUUACACGGAAGAGAAAUCUGUCAAGCAAGUUGGAACACAGCCCAGAAAAAACAGUGGCAAAUUUGGAGCAUGUUUUAUACCUGGCCUCUGUAAGCAGACCGAUCUGACACUGUUUGCUGCCAGACCUGGGCUUCGCCUCUGGAAAUCUGAUGUUCAUGGAACUGUUCAGGCCACGUUCAUCUUGAAAGAUUUAUUUGCCAGAGGAAUACAAACUUUUGAGUUGUAUCCUCGUUUGGAACCACCCGACAGAGGAAGUUAUGGCUCCCCAGAGAAACACCUUGGACUUGUUUCAUGCUUUUUUCGAGAAGGAUGGGUGCUGACCUGGAAUGAAUACAGCAUCUAUUUAUUGGACACCGUGAACCAGGCUUUGAUCGGUGGAUUGGAAGGAUAUGGUGAUAUUGUGUCUGUGUCUUGCACCAGCAAUGAGAUUUUUCUCUUAAAAGGAGAUAGAGACAUCAUAAGAAUUUCAAGCAGACCCGAAGGACUGUCAUCACUAGAUGGGAAUUCAAAACUGUUGAAUCCUUCAACAGAUACAAGUCCUCACUUGCUGACCCCAAUAUCAGUAGCUGCAUCUACAUCAUCCAGCCUCUCAGUGGAAACAGAUAAAAAAAUAGUUACUUCUCCUUCAGUUGUUGGUGAAAAAGGAGACUCUUUAGUGAAAGAUGAUCUGGAAACUCCAAUACUAUUGGAAAAAAGCUUUGAUAGAGUGGGAGACUUGAGCAAUGAAACAAGAAAAAGGGGCUGCUCUGUAGCAAGUGAAUCAAGAAGCAGGAGCAGUUCAGUAAAUUCUGUGGACAGUGGCUCUAGUUUUAUGAUAUAUGCAGACCAAUUUUCAGAAGCUCAGAGAGAAUGUCAGCUUUCUUCACAACGGUUCAGCACUAUCAGCUCUGAAGACUUUGACCAGGAACUCAUUGUAAAGCCAAUUAAAGUGAAAAAGAAAAAGAAGAAGAAACAAGAAAGUGGAACCAAAAGAAACCACAUCUCUCUGGAAGGUACACCAAACUACGAGCGUCAGCUUUCUGGUGACAGCCCGCAUUCAAUGAACGCAGAUUCAUUUUCCAUGACAUCUAGCCUCAUGAGUGGAAGCAUUGAUCAUUUGAGUACCGGGUCUCCAGAUCAGGAAAGCAUGUUCAGCGUGGAGUCCAAUACAGUCUUACAGGAAGAUAACGGUUCAGAAACAUUUAGUAUCCUGCAGUCUCCCGAGUCUGCAACUGUACUAAUUAAUGAAGAAAAUGGAAAUACAGUUGACUUACAGAAACUUCCCAACAGUGACAGUGGCAUGGGUACAUCGACAAUUACAGAUGCUUUGACAUCUGUCUCUCCUCCUAUCCUCACAGAAGACUUAACAAGCACUGUUGUUACUGAAAACAACCACUGUGUGUUUUCUGCAAGCAAUGAAUGCUGUCCUGGAAAGCUAGGCCAAGAAGAACAGGAUUUUAGUACAUUAUGUAAAAUAAAUGAAAAUCUAGAUAAAAUGAAGCUGCAGGAUGGUGAGAAAUGUUUUGAAGAGCUGGACCAAACACUUUUGGAACGUAGCAGUAUACUUGGUGUUCAGGCAUCACUGACACUGAAUGAAAGUGAUGAAACUAGUAGGGAAGACCAACAGCAGCAUUCUCUAACAGUCAGUGCUCCGUCAGUUCCUUCUGUUCACCACUCUGACAUCUCUAAAGGUGUUGAUUCAGAGCAUAGUUCCAUUUCUGGGUGGAAUUUUGAAAGUGUAAUCAAAGGUAAAUCUACUACUAGCACUGCUGAAUGGGUAACAAACACUCAUGAAAGUAAGGCAGAGGAGGAAUCUGCCUCAAGUGAUGAAGAGGAUAUUUAUGGACAUGGAUUACCAUAUUCAUCCUCAGAGACUAGUGUGCCUGAAGUUGGUGCUGAGCCUGGUUCCCAGGAUUUGGCCAGGAUAAGCCUAGAUGAAAUGGUGCUGUUAAAAUCUGAUCAGUUUGCAGAGAGCUGGAUGGGAUACUCUGGCCCUGGCUACGGCAUCCUGAGCCUGGCUGUCUCAGAGAAGUACAUUUGGUGCCUGGACUACAGAGGCAGCCUGUAUUGCAGUGCUCUUCCAUCUGCUGGGCUACGGUGGCAGAAGUUUGAAGAUGGAGUCCAGCAGGUGGCAGUUUCCCCUUCAGGGGCUCUUCUCUGGAAGAUUGAACAGAAAACUAAUAAAGCAUUUGCUUGUGGAAAAGUAACUAUAAAAGGGAAACGCCACUGGUACGAGGCUUUACCUCAGGCUGUAUUUGUAGCCUUAAGUGAUGACACUGCCUGGAUUAUCAGAACAAAUGGAGAUCUGUAUCUACAAACAGGCCUGAGUGUGGAUCGUCCUUGUGCAAGAGCAGUAAAGGUUGAUUGCCCUUAUCCACUGUCGCAGGUUACCUCCAGAAAUAAUGUUGUGUGGGCACUGAGUGAGCAACGGGCCCUGCUCUACCGGGAGGGAGUACGCAGCUUUUGUCCUGAAGGAGAGCAGUGGAAGAGUGAUAUUGUCAGUGAAAUACAAGCUUUGGAACCUGUGUGUAUAACCCUUGGAGAUCAACAGACAUUAUGGGCUUUGGAUAUCCAUGGAAAUCUGUGGUUCAGAACUGGUGUAGUUUCAAAGAAGCCCCAAGGAGAUGACAACCAUUGGUGGCAAGUAAGCAUCACUGAUUAUGUAGUGUUUGACCAGUGCAGCCUGUUCCAGACAAUAAUCCAGGCCACACAUUCAGUGGCAACAGCAGCUCAGGCACCUGUAGAGAAAGUGGCUGACAAACUUCGAAUGGCAUUUUGGUCACAGCAGCUUCAGUGUCAGCCCAGCCUCCUUGGAGUUAAUGGCAGCGGAGUCUGGAUCUCUUCAGGCAAAAAUGAAUUCCAUGUGGCAAAGGGAAACUUAAUAGGCACUUAUUGGAAUAUUAUUGUGCCUCGUGGUACUGCUUCAGCCACAAAAUGGGUUUUUGUGUUGGCGUCCCCAGCUUCAUCUAAAGAAGGAAGCUUUUUGUGGCUGUGCCAAAGCAACAAGGAUCUGUUUUGUGUCAGUGAUCAGAGUCCUCAGUUUCGUCCUUCUACGGUGCAGCUGCCACCAGAGACUGAAAUGGUGCACUACUCUGCCUGCCAGGAUGCCAUUUGGGGUUUGGAUAGUCUUGGACAGAUAUUUAUCAGAACGCUUUCAUCCAGCUGUCCAACAGGGAUGCACUGGACAAAACUGGAUCUCUCUCAACUAGGAGCUGUGAAGCUGGUCAGCUUGGCCUGUGGAAAUCAGCACGUUUGGGCAUGUGACACCAGUGGUGGUGUUUAUUUCCGUGUAGGAACCCAACCUCUUAACCCGAGUUUGAUGCUUCCUGCAUGGAUAAUGAUUGAGCCACCUAUACAGCCAGUAGGAAUCAACUUGGUCAGCAUUCAUUCCAGUCCAAAUGAUCAGAUGUUGUGGGCCAUUGACAGCAAAUGGAACGUCCACGUACGAGUAGGAAUUACAGAGGAAAUGCCUGUAGGCACCGACUGGGAACAUGUACCAGGUUUGCAGGCAUGUGAGCUGGCUAUAAGUACAAGGACUGUUUGGGCACGCUGUCCAAAUGGAGAUGUAGCUCGUCGAUAUGGUAUUACUGACAAGAAUCCAGCAGGUGAUUACUGGAAGAAGAUUCCUGGAAACGUUACACGUUUAACAGUCACCCCUCUGGAUGAACUGUGGGCGAUCAGUACUUCAGGAUCCCUUCUCCAGCGCCUCACUAAGACCCUUAGCCAUUCCCAUAACCAGCAGAAAAAUGAUACUUCUGUUCUGCUUCACCCUGAUGAUUUUGAAGAUGAAUGGGAAGUGAUAUGAAGUUCCUCAAGCUUGUGAAGCAGUGAGAAAAAUAGAAGGGCGUACAGAACUGCUGUAAUGUAUGUACAGAAUGUUGGAUGUAAAAGCCACUCAUACUGGACCUUGUGAGAUAUUAGCACUUUUGUAUUAAAAAACUGACCUGUUAAAUAGCCUCUAAGUUGUGAGUUCUGAUGUUUGUUCCAGUAUCCCUUGGGAGACUCUUUAGGUGUGGCAUACUGCAGUUGUUAUAUUGUACUACUGUAGCAGCUCCUUUGGAAACAUAACUCUUUAACUUAAAUCUGAUUAGCAAUGAAAGUGACUAUUUCACAAUAGCAUGCACACUAAUAUGCGUGUACUUUGAGAGGAAAUUCUGUUGCAUUAAAUAUUUCUCUACAUCAGAAACAUUAAAUAUUUCUCAAUUUCUUCUUUUAUGUGGAACUCCAAACUGAUAGAAAUGCUCUUCAACUAUUGUGUAUGUUUAGAAUGACUUUUUCUUUGCAGCAUGGAGGAAAAUAGAAGAAGGAAUUUCUUAGAGAGAUUUUAGAACAUCCUGAUUUCACGGCACUGGUGUUGAAACGAGCUUAGUUUGGUCCAUUUCCAUAUAAAUAUCUGCAAGCCUAUACUAACAUUCAACAUCUAGAAAUUUUGUUUCUAGCAUGGGAAGUUUGGAUUGCACAUCAUAUCAAGGGAACUUUCCCCCAUUUCACGCAGCCAUCAGGGAGCUGACAGUUUUUGAGGGGUAAGUCCCACUCUGGAGAAGAAGGAAGUUGCAUGUUGGGUUUGUAGUACAAAGUAGGAAUGUACGAAGCAGCUUUUAUGUUACCUGUUGUGCUACGUUUGUGCCUCCAGCCAGUGCUUUAACAUUUGGACUCAAAUUGUUCUGAGUACCAAACACAGAUGUAUUAAAAGUAAAAUGGUAAUUGAUAGAAUUACCUGUAUAUCCCAUUAAAAUUGUGAUAUUGUGAGAAAAUACUUAACAAUAUUGUAACUUUUAGCUAUGUUAGCUAAAUUUUGAAGUGUCUUAUGCUUACAGAUGUUGCAGCAGAGGUAUGUAAUGAACUGGGAAGUAACCUGAGUUAGUCACUGCAGUUUAUUUUUCUUUAAAUCUUCCUUGAAAGAUACCUCAUCUUUUUUAAGCAAUAGAACUAUAGAUGAGAGAACCUGAGUUCAGUACGUAGGUGGAAGAGUUAUUUUGUGUUUGUUCUAAGCAUAUAAAUCAUCAGAAUGUUUAAGCAGCUGCUAACCAAUACUGUAAAUGAGCCAGCUUCAGAAAAAGGCCGGGUGUUAAAUUGUGGGGAUGUUUCUGUUUCAAGAACUUAACACAUACGGAGAAGGAUGUUUUCUUUUUAACCUCUGUUCUUUUUCAGGAUAGGUCGUGCAUGUACUGCACUAAACUUGGAACAAACGUGGUGCAAGGUGAGAAUGUACAUCUGUGGAGAGAGAACCAAGUUAUGUCACAUUGUGUUGUUCU